Molecule: messenger RNA, 1341 nt
Organism: Suillus plorans
Lineage: Eukaryota; Fungi; Basidiomycota; Agaricomycetes; Boletales; Suillaceae
Product: FAD/NAD(P)-binding domain-containing protein
Exons: 3
Coding region: 1-1341 (446 amino acids)
Molecular function (GO): NADP binding; N,N-dimethylaniline monooxygenase activity; flavin adenine dinucleotide binding
Source: RefSeq, a predicted model, not a curated record
AUGUUCGAGGUUCAAUGGAAGGCGGGAGACGUCACGUGGUUACCCUUCGAUCAGGUUCUGUCACAGUCGGUCAUCGCGUAUGAGACUCGGGAAAAGGUUGGGGGAAUAUGGCUGCCUUCACCGCCGGUUGUUGACGACUACAAUGCUCCUGUGACGGCUCUUUAUGAUUCAUUAACCACGAAUGUGCCUCAUCCUAUCAUGGCAUAUACCAGCUACUCCUUUCCGCCAGAGACUCCUUUGUUUCCGUCAGCACAUGUAGUGCAAACGUAUCUCGAAUCGUAUGCUGCAUACUUCAAUCUUAUGCCCCUCAUCAAGUUCGAUACCGCAGUAUUAGAUGCACGGUGGGAAUCAACUCAGUGGAUAGUAACCCUUUCGGAUGGAGGACACUUUGCAUAUGAUCACUUGAUCGUCACAAAUGGACAUUAUCAUUUACCCCGCAUACCAGAACUGCCAGGGUUGGCAGAUUGGAUGAAACGUGGUAGAGCCUCUCACUCUGCAUGGUAUAGAAAACCUGAUUUUCUUGGGGACAAAAUACUUGUUGUUGGAGGCGGACCCAGCGGUGAGCACAUCGCUACUGAGAUAGACCCUGAAAAUCUCAUCCGGAGAGGUCGGCUUAUCGAACUCAAAGCUAACGGACAAGCACUUUUUGACGACGGCACGACGGAAGAUAAUAUCGACUACUGUAUUCUGGCAACCGGAUUCUGUAUGCAUUUCCCCUUCUUGGAGGAAGCGUCCAUGAUCAUCAACAAUAUACCACCGGACUUCCCUCCAUUACUUCCCGGCAAGCUUUUCAACUCAACCUACCACGUGUUUCCCCUUGCAAAGCGUUUAUUUCCGCUUCAAUCUCCAUAUCCUAUCUCGUCAAUCGCCUUCAUGGGCCUCCUCAUAAAGGUCGUGCCGUUUCCACUCAUGGAGGCUCAAGCAUAUGCGAUUGUGCGAACGUUUUCCGAUCCUUCAUCUCUAGAUCCUAUCGCAGAAACAGUUGAUAUCAUCACUCAUAGUGAUAAAAUUAAACGCGCUGGUGCUUCAACACCUCUAGCCGUCGCCAAGGCCUGGAUCCGAUUCGACGGGCAAGACCAGUGGGAUUAUCGAAACGCUAUGUAUCAAUUUGCGCAGGGCAUGGGGUCGGGGACUCCGCUCAUCAAAGUCACAGAGUGGGAGAAAGAAUUAUACGGUCUAAAAGUGGAUUUGAGGUCGGGAUGGGAAGAUUUGGAGAAGUCGGGAGAUUCAAUUGCGUGGUUGAGAGACGUCGGGAAGAAUGGGGUGCAGGAUUGGGUAGAGUUAAUGUAUCGUGUAUUGGAUUAUGCCAGGACUCCAAAGGACUCGUUGGGAAAAUUGUGA